AUGGGGCCAAAUCUUUCGUAUACGAGCCAUGUCCAAGACCAAGCAUUGUGUUGGACGCCGAUUACAAGUCUCUUGAGUCUCCUCCCUAUGGACAGAACAUCGUCCUUCAUCUUUCUUCUUGACGGUUCACAUAGUGUCACUGAAACUUGGUUUCCUGCAGCUGUAAGAGAACCAAGUAUUGAUAUGGAGACUCAUGGCCAUGGUGUCUGA
Molecule: messenger RNA, 210 nt
Organism: Arabidopsis lyrata subsp. lyrata
Lineage: Eukaryota; Viridiplantae; Streptophyta; Magnoliopsida; Brassicales; Brassicaceae
Source: RefSeq, a predicted model, not a curated record